Protopolystoma xenopodis is the source of this 781-nucleotide messenger RNA. The record is from the annotation of a GenBank genome assembly. NCBI's taxonomy places the organism in Eukaryota, Metazoa, Platyhelminthes, Monogenea, Polystomatidea, Polystomatidae.
GGCUGCAGCCGAUUUUAUUGAUGAAGACAGACAAGAUCAAGAGAUUAAACAUCAUUCAACAGCCUUCAGUCGCAGAGUGAACCAGCAAAAAGUGAGAACAAUGCCAACCUUGGAUCCAAACUUGCUCCAUCAAAUCAGUUUCCUACCCCAAAAAUCGGCCCUAGUUGACACUUCACCCAAGAAAUCAGUGACCUCGCAAAAUACCUCCGCUCUACUUGUUUUUCUGCCACCGGCUCAGAAGUCAUUGAGUCAUACGGUGGUGCGAAGCUGUGAACAUCAAAAUUAUCACCAUUUUAAUUAUCUAAGUCCUGUAGAAAAAAGGAACGGAGAGAAAGGAUGCCUCAUUGACGAGCAUUGCUUGCGGACUAGCAACCCCAGAACUAUUCCUCUUCUCGACUCAGGAGGAUAUAAAAAUGCUCUAUUUAAGCUGCCCAGGUCAGAGGUUAAUAAUGAAGUGAAGAUCGCCACCUCCAGGGUUAUUGUCAAUAGUACCGCUGCUACGGCCGUCAUCGAUGAAGAACAACCGACCGAUGUAGCUGGAGGUUUUACUGUGCAGUGUACGUGCCCUGAAUGCCUACUUUCCGGCAGUGGACAAAAAUUCGAGCCGUUGGUCAAAGGCUCAUCGCCACCAAUGGACAGACGGAAUGGUGUAUCGCAGAAGCCCGAUUUGUGGGACAAAUCCACCAGGCCCAUCUCUUUCAGAUCAGCCCCUGAUAAUGAUGGCGAACCAAAUCAAGCCGCAGCGUUGACUUCAAACCUGCUGGACAAGGUAAGCAUGUGA